Rhizopus microsporus ATCC 52813 is the source of this 3351-nucleotide messenger RNA. RefSeq lists its product as uncharacterized. The transcript has 13 exons. The record is from RefSeq and is a predicted model, not a curated record. Gene Ontology annotation, cellular component: cytoplasm; nuclear pore. NCBI's taxonomy places the organism in Eukaryota, Fungi, Mucoromycota, Mucoromycetes, Mucorales, Rhizopodaceae. Gene Ontology annotation, biological process: protein export from nucleus. The coding region runs from base 34 to 3336 and encodes 1100 amino acids. Gene Ontology annotation, molecular function: nuclear export signal receptor activity.
UUUCUUUUUCUUUUCUUUUUUUUGAAACCAAGCAUGUCAGGACAAGAUGAGCGAAUCAUAUACUUUUCGUCAUUAUGUGAACAACUUUAUAAUCCCAAAAGUCCAACUGAAGGAGAACAAGUUCAACGUGUGUUGGAAGCUAGUUUCCCCACCUUUUCUGACUCUUCCACGAAUAACCCGGGACUUGACAACCUACCUACGUUUGGUAUACGUACACCCACUGAUACAGCCAACGCUUUAAGAAUUUUACUAGAGAACUCACCCAACCCGUAUGUCCAAACGUUUGCCUUAUCAAGGCUUAAACAGUUGGUCUUGGCCCAGUUCACUUUAUUUGAUAGAGACACCAAAAUUCAAUUACGUACAUUUUUGUUAGAGUAUGCUUUUAUUCAUUAUGACUUGCAACCUUUUGUGAUAAAUCAGUUGGCAAGUGUACUGGCUUUGUUAACAAGAUUUGGAUGGUUGGAUCAUGAAGAGUAUCAGCAAGUCUAUAAAGAUAUGACACAAUUCCUCCAGGCAUCUGCUGAACACCGUAUUGUUGGAUUACAAAUAUUAGCAGUGAUCGUUCAAGAUAUGAAUUCGACUGUGGUACCUAAAUACGCUGCCAAGUUUAGAAAAGCAUCUGCGGGACUAAGGGAUACACAACUGUUUGAUAUCUUUAAGAACGCAUUUGAAUUAUUAAAGAGUCUGGUUUCAAGAUCGAUACCAUUUGAAUUAGCUGGACAAGAGGAUCGAACAAAAGACGCCACAUUGGACUUACUUUGCAAAUGCUUACUCUAUGAUUUUUCUGGUACAACCGUAGAUGAAUCAGGUGAAGAGACAGGCACCAUUCAGAUUCCGUCCACAUGGAGAUCCUUGGUCGAAAAUGAUGAAUUUCUUCCUACCUUCUUCAAAGCAUACGAUGUCUUUCAACCAGCACACGCCAAAAAGGCCAUGGACUGUCUUGUUCAGAUCGUGGCCACACGUAAGGGCAUGUUUAGCGGAGAAGACGAGCGCACCAAGUUCAUUACGACCAUCAUGCAAGGCAUACGCAACAUCAUCCUCAGUCUGCGACAUAUAGACGAUGCCGACUGUUAUAACGGAUUUUGUCGAUUGCUGCAACGGUUCAGAACGGCAGUUACCUUGAAUGAUCUGGCAGAGAUGCCUGGAUACAUCGAAUGGAUCGAACUUGUCGGCACUUUUACACAGAAUGCGUUUCAGACAAACACUAGCUUCCAUCUGCUUCGAUUCUGGUACAAGAUUGUGGAAGGUAUGAGCUAUUUCCAGCAGCUAGGAGAAAAGACGGUCAAGAAGCUUCAGGAAAUUACAGUGCAGCUCGUAAGGACGUUCAUGACCACGCAUCUUGCUGCGGUGGGGGGUGAGAUGAUGUGGGAUGAGAAUCCGCUAGAGGAAGAAGAUAGCUUGGUAGAAUCACUAAGUAUGUUUGGACAAAUUGCAAGGUGUCAAUAUGAGCAGUCAUGUGCUGUUCUCAUCGAGCUCUUUGAUCCCAUUGCCGCCGACUAUCAGGAAUUCAUUAGUCAAGCGAGCAUGGCUGGUGUGAAUCAGGAGAGUAUGAAAGAGGCUAUUGAUAUGUAUGAAUCCAAAUUUGCUUGGCUUGUCUACUUUAUGGCAGUGUUCAUUGGCAAUCGACCUGCAUAUCUUAGCUCAGAUGAAAGUGAUGCAGCAGAUGGUGAAUUGAUUACAAAGGUGAUCCAACUGAUGGAAACAAAUCAAGCUCUUGUUCAAGAUAAUCGUGUCUUUUUGAGCAAAAGACUGGAUACUGCACUCGUCUACUUUUUCUCUCAGUAUAGACGGUCGUACGUGGGCGAAACAAAUGCAAAGGAGGUUUACAAGAAGCCAAAUGAAGUAUUUGGAAUUGAAGAUCAAUCGGAUAUGCUCAAUUUGAUCAUGCGUAAAAUUAUCACCAACUUACAGUGCUGGGGUGAGGAUACUCGUGUAAUAUGGAAAACACUCGACUUAUUCAAUGAACUUGCAAGUGGAUACAGUGCCUUAAAGAGUCUACGAAAGAUUGAAUCAAUGACACUGUUAAUGCAAAAUCACUUAUCGACCGAAUUCACCUUUCUUCACAAUUCUGAUAAACAUCAAAGAAAUCGCAUGCUUUACUAUCAAAUACUUUGCAAGAUCUUGUUUGCGGAGGAUAAUAAUGAAGCCGAGUUUUAUGAGUUUAUGAAACCGUUUGAAGACAGACUGAAUGAGUUAUCGCUGCUUUCUACAAGAGAGGAGUUUCAGCAGCCUCAAGUUCAGCGCGCCAUCAUUGAUCUGUUUCUUGAUUUAAGAGGAUUCAUUGAACCCAUUCAAAGUCGUCGCAGCUUUUUAUUAUUCUUUGACUGGUUCUAUCCAGAUUAUAUGCCGAUUUUAUUAAGAGCCGUUGAAGCCUGGUCACCGGAUCCAUUGACCUAUCCAUUACUCAAGUUUGUUGGAGAACUUGUGCAAAACAAAAGCCAGCGGUUGAAUUUGGACAUCUCUUCGCCGAACGGUGUUCUCUUGUUCCGUGAUGCUAGUCAGUUGAUAUGCAGCUAUGGGCAACAGGCGAUAACACAGCACGUGACGGACGAUAGAAAAAAAUAUGCAGCAAAGUACAAAGGCAUAACUAUAUGUUUUAAUAUACUCGCAAGGUGCUUAGGCGGUAAAUACAUCAACUUUGGCGUGUUCUGGUUAUAUCAAGAUAAGGCGAUUAGUGACGCAUUUAGCAUGAUGUUUCAAAUGAUACUCAAUAUACCCCUGAAUGACAUGAUGAAUUUUCCUAAAUUGACAAGAGCCUUCUUUCUCAUGAUGGAUGAAUUUUCGAACGAGCAAAUGAUGAUAGACCCUAAUCUGCCUGCAGAGGCAUUUCUCUAUAUUUUAGAAGCAUGUGAAAUAGGGAUUGAGUCAAGUGACCCGUACAUUCGUACACAUGCAUGUACCACCUUGAACAACAUCCUCACCUUUGUUGUUCAGGAAAGAGAAAGAGCACAGCCCAAAGAGAAAGAGAUGAAGAAGAGGAGACCGAGCCAUACACUUGUUAUGAAUUACUUUACUCAGUUCCCUCAAGUCUUACCUCGAAUGCUCACUAGUGUAUUUGGCAUGAUUUUAUUUGACGAUAAUAAUGAUCAGUGGCAGCUGUCAAGACCGCUAUAUACGCUUGUGUUACUUGAACGUGAUUUUGCUUCAAAAUACACAAAUCAAGUGAUCAUGCAACAGUUACCCGAACGACGAGAAUAUGUAACCAAGCUGUUGAGUAACUUGAUGGAAGGCUCUGGAUGGACACUUGGUACAAAAGAUAGAGAAAAAUUUUCACAACAAAUAUCUAACCUUAAAAGGGAACUCGUGAAUCAUCAGAUAACACUGGUUCCUGUCUAAAUAAAAAUAAACCUU